AUGGAUUUAGAUGAUGAGUUUGAUUCUAAUGGCGAGGAAGACUAUGAUUUUGGGGGUUCAGAUGACGAAUACCAUCUAUCAGACUCCUUAGUUUAUGAAGAUUAUAUUAGUACCGAUAAUUCUGCGAAAAUUUGCGAAAGCGACUGUUAUUUAUUCAACAAUGAUCACCAUAGUGUUGAAAUCGUUGCAAAGAAACAUUCUGAGGGCAAAAAAGGUCCAUUUGGUAUGUUGGGUCUCAGUGAAGACUUAAUAUUUUCUCUAGAGAAACGGCUAAAAUUCAGACAACCAUCGCCCAUACAACGGAAGGUAAUCCCUCAUGUUCUGAAUGCUCGUGAUAUUUUAUGUCUAGCUAGAACUGGUUCUGGAAAAACUAUAUCUUAUUUGGCGCCCAUAGUGCAACGACUUAACUGUCACUCAACUAGGGUUGGCAGUAGAUGUCUAAUAAUCCUGCCCACCAGGGAGCUAUCCCUUCAAAUUGUUAAGGUCCUUAGGAAGUUGAUGGUUAAAAAUGAUCUAAAAAUUGCCUGUUUGAUUGGAGGUCAGGGAAUAGAAACCCAGUUUUCGGCUUUGGCGAACAAUCCAGACAUUUUAAUUGCCACGCCUGGCCGUUUGGCACAUCAUUUAGUUGAGAAAAGUUUACAAUUGGUGAGAGUUGAAAUAUUUGUGCUGGAUGAAGCGGAUAAACUUUGUGAGGAUGGAUUCCUCCCUCAUAUAUACAAGAUUGUAUCACAACUACCGGCAAAUAGACAAACAAUUGUCGUGUCUGCUACGCUACCUACCGAAGUUGCAGAGUUUACCAAAUUUAACCUUAAGGAUCCAUUCCUAGCUAAUUUAGAUAAGGAUCACCAGUUGAGUGACGAUUUAAGAGUGGACUUCCUAUAUGUACCUUCUGACUUUAAAAUACCAGCACUGUAUAAGAUUGCUAACAAGCUCAAGGAGAAAAGUACAAUAGUGUUCGUGGCCACUCGGCAUCAUGUAGAAUUUUUUAAAUUGCUAUUUGACCUGUCACAUCUAAAAGCAUCCUAUGUGUACGGCAGCAUGGAUAUGUCGCUCCGUAUGCAACAAAUGGCGAAUUUUAGUAACUCUAAAACAAACUUUUUAAUAGUAACAGAUGUGGCAGCUAGAGGUUUGGAUAUACCAAUUGUGAAUAAUGUGAUAAACUUUGACUUUCCUUAUUCUCCCAAAUUGUUUAUCCAUAGGGCGGGACGCACUGCUAGAGCAGGACGAACUGGAGUGGCAGUGUCCCUAGUCACUCUUCAAGAACUCUCAUUCACAACCGAGUUAGAGCUAUUUUUGGGCAAGAAAAUUGAAAUCGCUAGGAAAGAAUUGAAAUCAUGCCUUUUGGGUUCCAUUGGCAGGCUGGACAAUGAAAUGGAAUAUGUGGAAUCUGUAAUAGCUUGCAAUGUCGAAUUACAGCAUCUGCGGCGUUCAAUGAAUGCGGCACUGAAUCUUUACUAUAAAACUAGACCUAUGCCUAGCAGAAAUAGUGUUAUUAAUGCUAAAAAACUGAUAGCAUCAUGUGGAGGAUUGCCAAUACUUAACCGUUCAACCCAUCCAUAUUGGUGUGACCUAACAGAUGCUGACAGCGAUAAUGUUGAAUUUUUGAAGGCAUUGAAUAAGUUUCGACCUGAAAAGACUAGAAUGGCGGUUAAGGCAUGUGAAGCAUUUGAAAAGUACCAUAAUAUCAACAACUAUAUGCAAGAAAUUAAGCGAACGGGUGGAAAUAGUGAUGGAAUGGGGCUUGAAAUUGUUACUAGAAGCAGUGAUGUUAGUAGUGACGAAAUAAAAAUAAACCAUGAUACCUUGGAUGACGACAGAUCCUACCUAGAUAGACUUAUCCAAAUUACAAAUGGCAAUACUGCAGAUGUAAUAAGCAAUAUAAAUUCAAUAAAUAAAUCUAUAGCUGUAUCUAAGAGGGCAAAGAAUAGACUUGAAAAGGGCUUGCCUUUAUUUCAAAACAAUAACAGGCGCCAUGUAACGAAAAGCCUUAUCUCAUCUACCAGCUCAAACUGCAAUUAUGCUAGAAAGUGUGCGAUGAGACUGCCAGAUAUGACACUAAACAUAAACCCUGAUGCAGAACGCGAUUUGCAGCGCAAGAGAUACUCACAGAAAACAAGGUGGGACCCUAAAAAGAGGAAAUUUACCCAAAAUAUAGUGGAUAAUCUGACUAAAGAAGUUUAUAAAAACGAAUCUGGUGUGAAAGUUAGGGGUGAAAUGCAGUGUAAAGGGUUGCUGAAGAAAUGGAUGGCCAUUUCCAAAAUUAGGCUACAAAAAUCAGGGGAAAUUGAAGAAUCCAGGACUAGAACCUUUUUAAAAUCUAAGAGAUCAGCCAAAAUUGAUUGUGAUGACGAAAUUAACUUGAAAGGCGAUAAAUUUAGUGAGAUUAGCAACCCUAAAUACGCAGCACUGAUUGACUCUUAUAGGAGGGAUAAAAAGUUGACACAUAAGGAAACUAGAUUGCUCAAAAAGAUUACUGGUAAAAUUGAUAAAAAUGAUACGAAUAAAAUUGGAAAAGGUAAUAUGACCGGCCGAGAAUUGAAAACUCCACUACAAAUACAAUAUGCACUAAAAAGAUCAACAAGAGCCAAUACAGUUGCGAAGUUUAAGAGAAGGCAAGAGGAAAAGAUGGCGAAGCAGUCGGCGCCAUCUAGGUCCAUCAAGUUUUGUUGGAUUUAA
This is a messenger RNA of Babesia microti strain RI, 2676 nucleotides long. Its product is annotated as DDX54, DBP10, ATP-dependent RNA helicase DDX54/DBP10. NCBI's taxonomy places the organism in Eukaryota, Apicomplexa, Aconoidasida, Piroplasmida, Babesiidae. The record is from RefSeq and is a predicted model, not a curated record. Gene Ontology annotation, molecular function: ATP binding; RNA helicase activity; RNA binding. Bases 1 to 2676 code for a protein of 891 amino acids. Gene Ontology annotation, cellular component: nucleus. The transcript has 7 exons.